Molecule: messenger RNA, 2124 nt
Organism: Symbiodinium pilosum
Lineage: Eukaryota; Dinophyceae; Suessiales; Symbiodiniaceae
Source: the annotation of a GenBank genome assembly
AUGCAUCCAACCUACCACCAUGCUGCUACUACGCAGUAUGCCCACCCCGCUCAGCCGCUCCAACCGGCAACUGGCUUUGCCACUGGUCAACCUGUGGUUCAGAGCCUGAGCUUUGCCCAGGCGGUUCCUGGGCAGACUCAGUUCACCUUCUACACCAACCCAGCUGCCGCACCUGCUGUAGCUGCGCCUGCAGUGCAGCCAAUGAUGCAACCGCUUGCAGGUUAUCAAAUGGCUGGGCUGCCAGGCUCAACCCCUCCAGUAAUUGCACCUGGCAUGCCUGGCAUGCCCCUUCCGCCUUCCGUGAGCUAUAGCCCGGCGUAUGCGCCCCCUGGAGGGCCAGCACCGCCAAGUCACAGCAUCGUCCAAGCGAGCCCCCAGCCCCAAGGCCAAGAAGGUCAAGGUGCCGAGUCGGAGAGCAGCUAUGAAUCGAGCUCAGAGGACGAGGAUGGUCAGGAGCAGAAGAAGGCAGAAACGGAAGGUGCCACGCCUUCUGGUGGGCCCGAUGCCCCGGAUGUGCCGGCCACAGGAGAGCCAAGCGAGGAAGCCGCCGCUGAAGAGCCAGAUGCAACGCCCACAGUCCCCUCAGUACCCUCUUCUGUUUCAUUGCCAGCUCCAACGCCUUCGCCUUCCAUGCCCCCAUCAAUGCCAGUCUCUGAGCAGAAGCCUAUUUCUGAGGACUCGGUCAACAACGUCAACUACCAGACGAUGUAUGCAGCAACACCGGGCGCCCAGGACGUUAACUUGCAGACGCGCCUGCCCAACUCCAAGGAGGCGCUCAAACUGCCUCUGGGAGCUAAGCCCGCAGAGGAGCACUUGGACAGGUUCCUGUUCGGGCAUGGCUACGCAAUCGCUCGCGAGGUGCCACCGCCAAAGGCGAGUCUUCCUGCUGGCGCGCUCGGAAAAGGCGCCUUCGGCGUUGUCUACCGUGGCUGUCGGCGGCGUGACAACGUCGAAGUGGCGCUGAAGGUCUCAGAAAAUGCAUCCUCUGCUGAGCCAAUGCUGGAGCAGGAGAUCAACAUCCUGAAGCUGUUGGAUCAUCCCAGCAUUGUCCGAUUUCUCGAAGCCUUGGUGGACAAGAGCAGCGACUCCAUGAUCAUUGCCAUGGAGUUGGUCUCCGGGGGCGACCUGCUCUCUUCGCUGACGGGCGAGCCACAGCUGUAUGAGGAGAGUUUGGUUCGGCCCAUGAUUUUCCACAUCGCCUGUGCCCUGGCACACGCGCAUGAAAUGGGAGUGGUCCAUCGCGACCUCAAGCCGGAGAACAUCCUUCUGCGGCAAGGCGACCGCUUUCCCAAGGUUGCCGACUUUGGUCUCUCUAGAUCCUUGAGGAACUCUGAAAUGGCAAUGACGGUGGCGGGAACCCCGACCUACAUGGCUCCGGAAAUCCAGGAUCCACGGUUGCCGUACGACUUCCCGGCAGAUGUGUACUCCCUGGGAUGUAUCCUCACCGACAUGAUGGACAAAUCCUUUUGCUGCAGCUGGUACGCAAAGGUGAUGCCUGGCAGCCACGAGAAGAUGCGCAAGCGGUGGCCGGAGGGUGCCACGCCUUCCAAAUUCUCCAGCUCGUUGAAGGAGUUGCAAGGCUCCAUGAUUGGCCAAGCGCCUGGCUUGAGGCCCACUUGUUACCAGGUCUGCAGCGAUCUGCUCACCUUGGCGGAUACCCAGCCUUUGCCGCACCUCUUGUGGCAGGAGAAGCCCAAGUUGCCGAAGGGUCCGCCAAGCCAGAAGAUGCUGGGUCAAGAGCUGGCCAGGGACAUCGCAGGCCGCGGCGGCUACGCGAUUGGCUGUCGGGUCCGUGUGCUGGUGGACACUCAGUGGUAUCCUGGCGAGGUCCGGCACAUCUCGACCAGCAUGUGCCCUGGAGCUGUGCAGGUCCAUUUCUCGCGAGGCAAAGGAGGUGAAGAGGCAAUACUGGUCUGCCCGUGGCAGUUUCAGCAGCUGCUUCGCCCAGAUCCUGGAGCGGUAGUCUCGAAGGAUGACCGGAUGGGCACCUUGAUCUUCCCAGAACAGGCUCCGGCAGAGAAGACAAGCCCCUCCAAGGCUUCAAGGACACCGGCGUCGAACUCUUCUCCGAAAGAGGUCCCCGUGGCAAAGAUGAAAUGCCAACCUGGCUGUCGGCAACAGUGA